Molecule: messenger RNA, 1608 nt
Organism: Haliotis rufescens (red abalone)
Lineage: Eukaryota; Metazoa; Mollusca; Gastropoda; Lepetellida; Haliotidae
Product: para-nitrobenzyl esterase-like
Exons: 5
Coding region: 226-1470 (414 amino acids)
Source: RefSeq, a predicted model, not a curated record
CUCUGCUGUGGCGCUCACGGUGUUACACAAUUUCUAGGUCAAUAUUUGCUUGACAUAUAAUGUUUCUUCUUAAAGACCUUACCUGUGCUAUUUCACAAAUCUUGUAUGUGUAUGAUGUUAUCAUGUAAGAUUCCGACACUACUCGGGAACUUCUGAAUGCGUACAUCGUAAGACGGAAGGCAUCGCAAAGGCUGUCGACUUAAAUGCGUGUAACCCAGUAGCGAGAUGGAGAUUACAGAACAGCAUGCUACGUCGCGUGGAAUCAGCGUCAGAAAGUUUGUAAUAACCGUCGUUUGCGUUAUAAUCAUAACAGCAGGGCUCUGUGUCGCUAUUGCUGUUCCAAUCUUUCACAGCAACAGGAGUUCCGAUAUACACGAUGGCGUGAAUGUGGCGUCCACUCACACACCAGUGACGUCCACACAUGUUCCCGCGACGUCAUCACAUUUGGCGGAAACGUUAGUACACAUAAACUGUGGCCAUGUGAAGGGGGAGCGCCACGAUGGCGUACACGUGUUUAAAGGUAUUCCAUAUGCAAUUCCGCCCACUGGCCGUCUGAGAUGGAAGCCCCCAGUCCCUCUGUCCCCUGAACACACCAACUGCUGGGAGGGCACAUUAAAUGCCGAUUCAUUUGGUAAUUCAUGCUUCCAAACCACAUUUGAAAGCCGGAGGAGAUUCAGGGGCGAUGAAGACUGUCUGUAUCUAAAUGUAUGGACUCCAAGCUUGGACAAGUUUGCGCAACUUCCGGUACUGGUAAUGAUUCAUGGUGGAAGUCUGGAGUACCUGAGCGGAAAUGACCCCGACACCAGCCCGACGCCAACAUUGGCGGCAGAGACGCAGGCCGUGUACGUCAGCGUGAACUACCGCCUCAAUGUGUUUGGGUUCCUAGCUCUCGACAUCCUGACGAGUGCGAGUGCGACCGGCACGUCCGGCAACUACGGCUUCAUGGACCAACUGCUGGCGCUCAGAUGGGUACAGGAGAACAUCAGGCACUUCGGGGGCAACCCAGCGCUGGUGACAGUGUUUGGCCAGAGUUCUGGGGGUACCAGUAUCCUAGCUCUGCUGGCGUCCCCCCUGUCAGCCGGCCUGUUUCACAGGGCGUGGAUGAUGAGUGCCAGUCCGGUGUUAAACAGGACACUGUCCGAGGCAUCCACCGACAACCUCGCCUUCCUCAACAACACCGGCUGCCUUGACAUCGACUGUCUGUAUAACCAGUCAGCAGAAGAUCUGGCCUUGUCCAUCACGUGGGACGAGUGGCCGCGGUGGAGCAUGGCGGACCUGAUGGAAAUCCCGACGAGAGGACAGUUCAACGGAGCUUUGGCUAUAAUUGAUGGCUAUGUUCUGGAGGAGGAGCCCCUGGUGAUACUCCGGACCGGCAGAGGGAUGAACGUGCCUGUUAUCAUAGGCACUACAGCCCAGGAGACGGACUUACCCCCCCCCUGUCACAGACGUCAGAACGUGGGCGUGGAAUGAUUACACCGACUAUGUUAUGGACAAACUGACAUUGUUCGGCAGCGACAUCGCCAACAAGGCCGUGGAAUUGUAUCCCCCGCUGCAGAACGUCACUGCAGAGUAUCAACUCACAAGUCUCAUUUCUGACAUCCGGGUUAC